Messenger RNA from Dichomitus squalens LYAD-421 SS1, 1858 nucleotides. RefSeq names its product alpha/beta-hydrolase. Gene Ontology annotation, biological process: lipid metabolic process. Bases 623 to 1531 code for a protein of 302 amino acids. The transcript has 5 exons. The record is from RefSeq and is a predicted model, not a curated record. NCBI's taxonomy places the organism in Eukaryota, Fungi, Basidiomycota, Agaricomycetes, Polyporales, Polyporaceae.
CGAAUGCUGACUUCGGUCUUUUCAUUUAGUUUGCGUUAGGAGUCCCGGACAUGGUCGUCCGCAUUCAGGGCGGACAUCUGCCUCCGUAUUCAGUCUUCCCUCCGUGUCGGAGGCGGAGGAUGUACAACAUCACAGACAACUGGGGCCCGCCGGCCCUUACGAUGACACAAGUCUGACCGGUGCGCCCAGCGACCUGCGCGAUCUGUCGCAAAAGCCAGCCUGCAUUGCCCCAGCCUGCAUUUGCACGCGACCAUCUUGUCCGUUGCCUCUCGUUGCUUGGGGUGUCCACGAGAUCUGUCCCUGGAUCGCCUUGAACUAUGCGAGUAUCACGCGCUAUAUGCGCUGAUCCUUCCCCUUGCGAUCUCACCUCCAACGCCGCGCACUCGGGGCUUGGCUCGCCAAGUAGUGAUUCGCGGACCUUUGUCUUUGCUUCGAUCCCUGUACUUAUCUCGCCGUGCUAUAUAACAGCAGCCGCUGGCGGCGCUCUAGUCUUCCUUGUCGCAGUCCCUCGUCGCGAACUCGACGCCGACGUCUCGGAAGAGGCUUGCAACAAGGAUCACUGGUUUGACCCUCCAUUCCUUUGUACGCUCCCUGCAGUACCCUCCUGCACACGACUAUCGUCAUGCGUUUCUACACCUCCGCUCUCGUUGCCCUUGGCCUGGCGUCGGCCGCUCUCGCUCUCCCCGCGUCCAAGCGUGCGGUCCACGCUGUGUCAGCUUCGGACCUCGCGGGCUUUGCGCCGUUCACCCAGUUCGCCCGCGCGACGUACUGCGGCGCUGACAAGCUCCAGAACUGGACUUGCGGCGAGGCUUGCGAUGCCAACCCAACCUUCCAGCCUACUUUGGUUGGCGGAGACGGAAACGAGAUUCAAAACUUCUUCGUUGGAUUUUGGCCGGACCAGAACUCCGUCGUCGUCGGUCAUGAGGGUACAGAUCCUGUUCAAUUCGAGUCUGAUCUCACGGACAUUAACUUCUUCUUGACGAACCUGGACUCCACGCUCUUCCCUGGCGUGUCUUCCGAUGUCCAGGCACACAAUGGCUUCCUGGCUGAGCACGCGAAGACGGCGUCACAGAUCCUCACGGAGGUGCAGAACCUCAUCUCCUCCAAGGGCGCAAAUCAGGUUAUCACGGUCGGGCACUCGCUGGGUGGCGCUCUAGCGCAGCUUGAUUCCCUGUUCUUCACCCUCAACCUGGACCCCUCGGUCCAUGUCAAGUCCGUGACCUACGGCACUCCGCGUGUCGGGAACCCCGACUAUGCCGCUCUUUUCGAUUCUAAGGUCCCAGACUUCGUCCGCGUCAACAACGAGGCCGACCUGGUCCCUAUUGUACCCGGCCGUUUCCUCGGCUUCCAGCACCCGCACGGUGAGAUCCACAUCAUCUCUCCUGGGAACGCGGUCUCGUGCGACACGGACGACGACGCGUCGGACUCCCAGUGCACGAUCAAGACCGUCCCGAACCUGUUUGAGGGCAACAUCCUCAACCACCUGGGACCUUACGAGGGCAUCUCGCUCGGCACGAUUUUCUGCACCUGAGCGCCAUACCUGCUUACCACUAUACCCAUUUCGGCGAUUUUUGCACGAUCCUUCGACGUCUUCUACGUUUUCUCGGGGUUUUAGGGCUUGUGAUCCGCCGGAAGGCACAUUAUGCCGCCCUCUGGUUGUGUACGAGUGUUUGUACGCCAUGCCUGCACCCUGCGCACGGUAUGGCAUCCUGUAUGAGUACAUAGUCGCACUGUACCUUCAAAUUGCGAGGAGACAAUACGCAGCGUGCACCAUGACGUACUAUCCGAGCCAAGAUGCCAUUUGUUAGCUUGCACAGGAUGGAUGUUAAGCAAUACAGGCCGGACUCGUCAGAGUGAU